AUGACCGAAAUGACAGCAGCAACUCAAUACUGCAACCAAGAUGGUAAGGAAGACUUCGGCGACUUUGUGCGCAAUGAAGACGAGGAAAUGGACUUGGAAGAGGUUGCCGAGCCCUGGGACAAAUAUGAUAAAAAGAAAACUCCAGAUGUCUUCUAUCCCAUCCGCCUCGGAGACCUGAUCAAUGAGAGGUACCUGGUAGAGCAUAAGCUUGGAUCCGGCGGCUUCUCGACUGUCUGGAUGGCCAAUGACCGCCAAAAUAACAGAGACGUUGCCCUCAAGAUUAUGUUUGCGGGAGAAUCGGGUGAAAAGGAAAUCCGCCUGCAGGACGAAAUCGUUCGGAAUGUGCGUGAUGCCUCUCAUUUUGUGACGUAUCUGGAAACCUUUCUACUUCCGGGAGAUAGAUGUCACCAUACGGUUCAAGUAUUUCCCUUGAUGGGCCCAUGUCUUUACUGUCCGACCGUGAUAAAAAUGUCUAUGACUACUCGCAUGUCCGCCGCUCGGCAAUUGCUAGAGGCGUUAGAGAAUUUACACGAAGCUGGAAUUGUCCACCGUGAUUUGAAUGAGAGAAAUUGUCGGCCAUUGAAGCAAAUGAUACCGGUGGACGACCUCUGGAAGCAAGGAGAGCUCGUUGGACCUGUUAAAAUCCCCCAAAGCUUGCGCACAAAGAAAUUCUAUCUCGGUGACUUUGGUCUGGCGAAGAAAGUUAGCGACCCCGUGACUCCACGUGGCUAUCCACCAUUGCAAUAUUGCUCCCCGGACCGCCUGCAUAGAAAAGAUCCCAGUCCUGCCUGCGACAUGUGGAGUUACAUGAUCCUCUUUUCGGAACUUUACCUUGGCAACGUGCCUUUUUCUACAUUUUUCAAUGGUGGGAUUAUUGGUGGUUUCGUGAUGUCUUUAGGUCCUCUGCCCGAGGAGUGGAAGGGUCUGUAUACUCACGUAGAAGGCCGUGAUUCCUGGUAUGACCAGAACCAAACUCCCAAUCCCAAAUGGACUCUUGAGUCAAGAAUUGCAAGUCUUCGUCCUGACGCCGACUCAAUGGAGCGAAGCCAUGUGCUUUCCAUUAUGUCUCGUGUAUUCACUUACGACCCGGCGAAGCGUCUGACCGCAACCCAGCUUCUGCGAGAUCCUUCGUUCAGAGCUAUCAUGGAAAAUCAUGGUUUCUCUGACGCUAAUGUCUGCUUAUCACCCAGCAAUCCACAAAAUCCAACGGGUGCCAUCACCCCAGCCGCCACGCUGAAAGCCAUAGUUGAUGUGGCGGCCGCGCAUGAUAUCAUAGUCUUUAGCGAUGAGAUUUACCGACCUGUUUUCCAAUCUUUGCCUUCAAAGACCAGGGAAACCCCACCUCCCAUGCCGUCGUUCGGAUAUAAGAAGACUGUGGCAACGAGCUCCCUUUCAAAGUCCUACUCUUUGGCUGGCAUUCGCGUGGCUUGGUUGGCUUCUAACGACUCGUCCAUCAUCCGGCUGUGCGAGAAUGCCCGCUCUUACUGUCUUAUCACAACUGGCCAAAUUGAUGAGCACAUCGGCACCUUUGCUCUUGAAUCGUAA
This is a messenger RNA of Aspergillus affinis, 1545 nucleotides long. RefSeq lists its product as uncharacterized. Gene Ontology annotation, biological process: biosynthetic process; protein phosphorylation. Gene Ontology annotation, molecular function: protein kinase activity; pyridoxal phosphate binding; ATP binding. The record is from RefSeq and is a predicted model, not a curated record. The transcript has 4 exons. Bases 1 to 1545 code for a protein of 514 amino acids. NCBI's taxonomy places the organism in Eukaryota, Fungi, Ascomycota, Eurotiomycetes, Eurotiales, Aspergillaceae.